CAAAUUUCCACCGAAUGCACAACGUCAAAGGCUUGUCGCGGACGCCGUCCGUGAACAAGCAUCACCAGCUCGCCACGUUUGCCGCAGGGUGCUUCUGGAGCGCCCAACUGCACUUCAAGUGCGUGACUGGUGUGCUGAACACUCAAGUCGGCUUUAUGAAUGGCCGUACGCACAACCCGACUUUUGAAGAGGUAUGCGCUGACACCACUGGCCACGCUCUUGUCGUCCAGAUCACGUUCGACGACACCGCGGUGUCGUACGAUGACUUGCUCGAGUACUUUUGGUCGAUCCAUACUGCGUAUGAUGGCCUGGGCGAAAUGGACUUGGGAGGACCUCACCGUUCGGGCAUAUACUUCCACAGCGAAGCCCAGCAUGAAGCUGCCGUCGCGUCCAAAACCAAGCACGAAGCACUCCUAGCGCGCGAGACUUGGACAGAAAUCGCACCCGCGGGAACGUUUUAUCCUGCGGACGACUACCACCAGCGGUAUCUGGAGAAGGGCGGACAGUGCGUCCAUGGCGACAAGCACCCGUGCUGCGGAUAGUUCAUGUUAGAGCGUUGUCCAACGAGUUAAAGAACGAAGAAUUGGAUCUUUUAAUAUUUAAAGAAAAGACCCGUGUCCAUGCGCUUUUCCGU
Molecule: messenger RNA, 634 nt
Organism: Aphanomyces invadans
Lineage: Eukaryota; Oomycota; Saprolegniomycetes; Saprolegniales; Verrucalvaceae
Product: peptide-methionine (S)-S-oxide reductase
Exons: 1
Coding region: 15-542 (175 amino acids)
Biological process (GO): cellular response to oxidative stress
Cellular component (GO): cytoplasm
Molecular function (GO): peptide-methionine (S)-S-oxide reductase activity
Source: RefSeq, a predicted model, not a curated record